Zychaea mexicana is the source of this 829-nucleotide messenger RNA. RefSeq lists its product as uncharacterized. The record is from RefSeq and is a predicted model, not a curated record. The transcript has a single exon. Bases 178 to 507 code for a protein of 109 amino acids. NCBI's taxonomy places the organism in Eukaryota, Fungi, Mucoromycota, Mucoromycetes, Mucorales, Lichtheimiaceae.
CCACACUCUUACGCACGACCGCACUAGAUAAUAUUAAGACACGUCUCUUUUUCUGUGGUGGUGGUGGUGGUGGUCGUCGUCUUACUUCUUUCUCUUGCAUUCCAUUCUUUUUUCAUUUUCUUCGAAACCUUUGCGCCACCUUUAGAAAAAUACACCACUUUAUAAAGCAGAACCACAAUGGGCUUCAUUGAAAAGCUUCGGGCACAAUACGAAAUGCGCAAAGUCAACAAAUAUACAAAGCGUCGACUGUCACAAUCCCAAUUCGCCUCACACGACCGUACAUACUACGACAGUGUUUACCGCGACGGUGUUUAUCUCGAUCAUGGCAGUAGUGACAGCAACCUCCACGUCGACAAUAACAACAACAACAACAACAAAUCGCGGUGGUCUCUAAGCGACCUCUUGAAACGAAGUCAGUCCAUAAGCACUGGCCAGAACAAGUCGACGUCGCUGGCUGCUAGUCAGUAUAAAACAUCAGAGACUUACACUCUGGGUAUCACCAGAUAAUGAACAACACGUCCAGUCUUCUUUUUUUUUUUUUUUUUUCGUUGUAUAUUGAGUGCAUAUAAAUACUUCUCCCUUAUUUCUGUAGAUAACCAGCCGAUCCCCACUUACCCACACACGCACACACUUUUUCUUUUAUUUAUCCCCAUCUUCCUCUAUUCCCUCUUUAUUUGUAAUUAUCAUACAAUGAGUAAAGAGAAGACUAAUGUUUGAUGUCAGAUAUGCGGUGUGAGUGUUGUUGUUAACUUUGUGGUUUCUUUUUUCUUGUAUUGCACAUGCUUGUUGGAGAAAUGUAUGCUACUCUGACUCUCUCUCUCUCUCUCUC